Molecule: messenger RNA, 3590 nt
Organism: Python bivittatus (Burmese python)
Lineage: Eukaryota; Metazoa; Chordata; Lepidosauria; Squamata; Pythonidae
Gene: TMEM123
Product: transmembrane protein 123
Cellular component (GO): cytoplasmic vesicle
Source: RefSeq, a predicted model, not a curated record
CCUUCUCGCGCGGCCGAGGGGAAGUGGCGCUGCGGCGGGUGAGCGGCGGAGUCUUUGCUGGCGCUAACAGCUGGAGGGCAUCACGACUCCGCAUUCCGGCCGUGGGAGGAACUUCUCCGCCGAGGCCACCAUGAACCUGUUGCCGCUGCUGCUGCUGACUCUCCUUCCCCCCUUCUGCCUUGCUGGGAUUUCGGAGAACACAAAGGAAAAUGUCACCCAUACAACUGCUGCCCAUUUAAAUUCUUCAACAGUAAGUAAUUCUUCAACAACAGCAAAGACCAUUACUGUUACUAAUGCCACCCAAAAAUCAACGAAUACCACAACCCAUCCUCCUGCGAUUUCUAAGAUCACAACAGUCACCACCAAGACCAUCACUGCUGCAAAACCUGCGAUAACCAUCCAAACAGUUAAAUCUACACUACCUGCCAGUACAAAGCAUUCACCAACUGAAUCUGGGUCGCACAGUAAGACCAUUGCAGUUCCUGUAACUGGGCCAUCUUCUGCUUUGGUGACAGAAGCUUCAGCAGUUCAAGCCAUCCCAUCGAGGUUCAGUGCCGGCAGCUUCAUUGGUGGCAUUGUGUUGACUCUGGGACUUCUCGCUGUUGGCUAUAUUGGAUGCAGAAUCUACCACACAAAAAGAGGUGUUCAAUAUCGAACCAUUGAUGAACAUGAUGCCAUUAUUUAAAGCCUGCGCUGAAAAGACAGAAAGCAGACAUCCGCACGUGUACUCCUGCUUUUAGGAACACUUUCUCUCUGGGAAACAGGCCUUAAUAAUUUUUUUUUUCAUUAUCUGAUCUGAUAUUGACUGUUUCAUCCCUUUUUUGACAUGCGUUUACCUGCAAAUCUGAGGAACUCCAUAAGGACUGCAUACUUCAGAGUGCCUUCAGUGAAGCAUUUCAAGGAAUUGAUAUUGGCACCUGCUUUUAAUCACUCUCUUUUGAAAACUGUUGAAAUAAACAUUGUAACCACUUGGCUCUUAUCUACAGAAGAUCAGAGAUGACAAGUCCACAACAGAAUACAACUUCAAGUGUUGGGUUCUGAACCUUUUUCUUUCUGACAUGUUUUAAUCUCCAGUCUUUUAAUUCAGGAAGACAAAUCAGACAUUGAUGGACAAAUAAGAGUUCCCUUUCCAAAGAUGUCACAAAAAUAGUAUUUCCAGAUCAUUUGUGUGAGAUGGUGGAAUAUUGUUUCCUUAACAAUCUGGGGAAAUUCAAAUAUUGUAUUUGCCUUGUUGGAUGUUUAAGAUUUUUUUUUUUAACUUUGUGGUUCCAAAAAACAGGUGCAACAGGUAGGAAUGCAAAGGUGGAUUUGAAGCUUUUGAGGUGGUGGAUGUGUUUUAUGCAUUUUAAAACUUGAGAAAUGAAUAGGAUUGUCCCUGCCCGGAAGCAGAUAGAUAUAAAGUAGGCAUCUUCAGACUCUUUUAUAGAAGGGGAGGCCAAAAUCUCCUCCAGUUUGAAAGCAUUCUGGAAUCAUUCAUUUGGGUUCCAUCUAAUGAAAUCUGUUCGAUUUGGAGUCACCAUGUCAAAAAUAAUCCUGCAGAAGGUCAUAUGAGUUAACUCUUAGACAAGGGACAGUGUGACUAAUCAGCUUAAUAUAGAUACUUGUGUAAUUACUACAUUGUAUUUACACUUUCACACGAAAGUAGAGAAGCUGGUUAAGGAAUAAAAAUCCAGAACAUUUCCACCAAUAAUUAUUUAAUCAUAGGCUUUGACUGUUGUGUGUGUUAUCUAAGGGGAAUCAACAAUGGUAGCAACAAAUUAUUCCAUGCUACCCAACAUCCAGAGUAUAUUUCGGAAAUGAAACAAACUUGAAAUUGAGCAGGCAUGGGGAACUUAAACUCCCUUAACUUAAAUAUAUAAAUGUGCUCCACAAAAUUCCUCAUCUGGUUCACUAGAUUCUCAAAGAAGCCCUCACUUGAUUCUCACAAGGAACCCAACAUUUGUUUCAACGAGAUGGGCAGUGACAAGUUAGAUAAAUAAAAAUAAACAAACAAACAAACAUUCAGAGGACAAACAUCCAAGCUCUUCUCCAACCUUCUUGGAGAUGGGAGAUUUUUUUUCCUUCUUCAGAAGACAUAAAAGCAGCCUCCAUUGUUGCCAAUGGAAAGUAUUAUUAACACAAGUUGCUGCAUGGAGGAGGUUUGAAUAGGAAUUUCUGUAAAGGUGGAAAGCCUAACUCUUUCCAAUGUUAUGACCCAUCCCCCCGGUGCAACAUUUUGCCUUACAUCUUUCUUUAAUAACAGCACUAAAACUGAAGUAGUAGAUAAUAAGCCGAAGUUGCUAAUGGAGAGUAAAGGGAUAACUCACCCCACCCCAGAACUACACUUCCAUCAGAAAUCGUUCCUUCUGUUCUUCAGUCAGGUUUUAAGAUAGCCUCCACCAUAAUUGUUUAAAUGGAGUUUGUAUCUCUUUUCUUGCACAUGAGUAAAGUGUGCACCAAGAGAAAGGCCUGUGCAUUCUGGCUAUGACACCUUCUAGUUCACAGAGCCUGCAACUUCCAAAUUACUUCCUGGUUAUAUAUAUAUUGUAUUAGUCAAGUGCCAUUACUCAGAAUUUUUUUAAUGCUAAGGAUUGGGUUUUUGUGUGACAGAUCCCACAACUUGUACCAUCUUUCUUCCACUGGGCAAGCAAGCUUUUUCUAUGAAUGACAAAAGCUGGGGGAAUGGCCAGAUAUAAAAGUAGAAUUUGUACUCUAUUUAUUUGAUCUCUGCUGAGAUUCAGGAACUGUUACCAGAAAGAGAACACUUACUGUAUUGCAUUGUAUUGAUAACUAACUUUCAUUGGGGGUGGGGGAAAUCUGUCUUGUUGGACUAUGGUCUUAGUUCUACCUCCCCUUAGUAUGAUCUUCCUUUCCAUCUCAAGCCCUCAGAAUAAUCAGACUCCUCUUGACCCCUAUACACGACUUGAAUAGGAUCUGCACACAAGCAACUUCUUUGUAGUUUUCUUCUCUGCUGUUUAACUUUACAAGUGUGUUCGGAUGCACGCUUUAAGGUGUUUUCACAACUGCACAAGGUUAAUGAGAUAAAUGUGCCUUUCCCUCUCUUUCUGUGUGUCUGUGUGUUGGUGUAUCAGAAUAAUUAAUGGCCAUGGUACUUGCUUUGCUUGCUAUAAGUUGACUACUAAUUGCACAUCUCUUUAGGACUGCAGUGAUAUAACUGAAGAUGCAGUAGAGAAUGGAGCUGUUGUGAAACGUGUUCCUAACACACAACAAUUUGCAACUUGCAAUUUUUAACCUAUGCUUCUGGUACUGGUUGUCUUCCAAAGGCCAAAUCAUGCAUUACCAAUUUGCCAACUUCUAUAAUGCAGUUUUAUUUUUAUUUUUUUAAAUAAGCAGAAGGCCACAAUAGUUUGCUCAUGUCCUCUCCUCCAUAAUGUGCAAACAAACCUACUGUAAUGCAGUCUCUAUAGGCAAUUUGGGAAGUGAAUUCGUAUUUUUCCCCCAUCUUGAAGUCUUGUAAUGUUUGAUCUGGGUCCAUAUGAACCUGCUUCUGCCCAUUUUCACCAAUGGUUCAUGCAGGAAUGUUACCAUUUUCAAAAUGUCUUGGACUUGCCACUUCAGAAAGAAGGCUAAUUAUUACUUUUUUUUUUUUU